Molecule: messenger RNA, 306 nt
Organism: Caenorhabditis briggsae
Lineage: Eukaryota; Metazoa; Nematoda; Chromadorea; Rhabditida; Rhabditidae
Exons: 3
Coding region: 1-306 (101 amino acids)
Source: RefSeq, a predicted model, not a curated record
AUGAGCAGCAGCAACAGCAGCGUCAACACCAAGCUCGAUUUCGACAAAUCGGACCCAAAGCCGGCAAGCGUCUAUUUGGGAUCUCUCAAGGAGUUCUUCAAGGAGACUGCUCCAAACGCCACCGUUGAGCAAAAGAAUCGGCUCAACAAUCUUCUUCUCUCAAUGAUUCAAAUGAAUCUUGAUGUCUUCAAAAACCAACGCGAGGCCACCUUCAGAAAAGUUGAAAAUAUGAAGGUUGCGGUGAAGAAGAUGAAGGAGAAAACCGAAGAAAUCAAGAAGGAGAUUCUCCAAGGCCCAACUGAGUGA